Molecule: messenger RNA, 1988 nt
Organism: Syzygium oleosum
Lineage: Eukaryota; Viridiplantae; Streptophyta; Magnoliopsida; Myrtales; Myrtaceae
Product: AP2-like ethylene-responsive transcription factor TOE3
Exons: 11
Coding region: 389-1774 (461 amino acids)
Biological process (GO): regulation of DNA-templated transcription
Molecular function (GO): DNA-binding transcription factor activity; DNA binding
Source: RefSeq, a predicted model, not a curated record
CGUUUUCUCUCUCUCUCUCUCUCUCUCUCUCUCUCUCUCUCUCUCUCUCUCUAUCACCGACGAUCGUCGCCGUCGCGGAGUGAUCGGGGAAUGCGAUCGGUCGGAAGCCGCCGGUUCUUCUUCUUCUUCCGCCGCAGCAAUUCCGCCCCGCGAGCUCGCUUCCCCUUGCGCCCUCCGGCCUCCGGAUAGCGUCUCCGGCCGUUCCACUGACGGGAAGAGGCGGCGCGGGAUCGGCGGCCUGUCUUCCUUUCUCCGGUGAUCCUUACUCGUUCGCCAAUGAAUCGAUCGACUGUCAGGUGAUGAGCAUGAGCUGCUGAAGCAAAGCCAGCGCGCGAGUACAGGAGGAGGAGGCUGCCUCUGCGGUUGCGGACGAUCGAUCGGAGCAGCGAUGCUGGAUCUUAACCUCAAUGUCCGCUCCGCGGAGAGCUCUUAUCAGGACGAGAAGCUAUCGGACGUCUCGGCGAAUCAGAUGGACGAAUCGGGGACAUCGAACUCAUCGAUCGUCAAUGCCGACGCCGGCGACGACGAGUCGUCCUCCGCACGCGCCGGCGACCUGCACACCUUCCAGUUCGGCAUCGUGAAGGUCGACGGGGGGCGGAGCGACUCCGUCGAGACGAAGGAGCUGUUCCCUCUGAAAGGAGAAGAGUGUUCUCCUGGGGAGAGGCCGAUGGAGCUUUCCUUUGGUAAUGGCGGCAGCGGACGUGGAGGGAGUCACGCGCGUGUAGUAAUGCCGCAACAGCAAUCGCAGCAAGCGAAGAAGAGCAGGAGAGGUCCGAAGUCGAAGAGCUCGGAGUUCAGAGGAGUCACGUUUUACCGGAGGACUGGACGAUGGGAAUCGCAUAUCUGGGACUGUGGAAAACAGGUAUAUUUAGGUGGAUUUGACACAGCUCAGGCCGCAGCCAGAGCCUAUGAUCGGGCUGCCAUUAAAUUCAGAGGAGUUGAUGCGGACAUCAACUUCCAAAUGAAUGACUACGAGGAGGAUCUCAAGCAGAUGAAGACUCUAUCCAAGGAAGAAUUUGUCCACAUUCUUCGUAGACAGAGCACUGGCUUUUCAAGAGGGAGUUCCAAAUAUCGAGGCGUGACGUUGCACAAGUGUGGUCGGUGGGAGGCUAGAAUGGGACAAUUUCUUGGCAAGAAGUAUAUAUACCUUGGGCUAUUCGACAGCGAAGUAGAAGCUGCAAGGGCUUAUGACAAGGCAGCAAUCAGAUACAAUGGAAGAGAAGCUGUCACCAACUUUGAAUCAAGUUCUUAUGAAGGGCAGAUGAUUCCUGUGGCCAUGAAUGAAGAUAGUGACCAUAAUCUGGAACUGAACUUGGGGAUAUCAGCCCCUUCUUUUGGAAGUUCAUUGAAGGGUACUGAUGCGCACCUACCAUUCCAUGCUGAGACAUUUUCAGGGAUCCGUAAUUUUGCUUCAGCAAUACUAGUUGACCCGCCACUUGGAGGGUUAGCAAUGACAUCCCAGCAUCAUUCUUCUCGGGACCGUGUAUACCCUAGUUUCUUCUCAAAUGAGGAAAGAGAUACUGAGCAGAGAAAUGAAGUCCCUUCCUCACAAGGAUUGCACUGGGCCCGGCCAAUGCGUGACCAAGUCAGUAGCAGUGCCACUCCAAUGCCAACAUACUCGACUGCAGCAUCAUCAGGAUUCCCAUUUUCAGUCCCUCCUUGCUCCGCUGCCAUGCUUGCAUCACCAAUGUCUCGUCUCCCUCCUUCCGAUACGGUUGCCUCCAAUUCCCUUCGAUGCAACUAUCAGAUGACGUCUCCAUGGCCGCCGACAUAAGUUUUCUUGUCUAUGAUGAACCUACGGCAAAAACAACUAAUAUCCUGGUCUUCAUAGUUUCCUGUAUCGUUCGGGUUGACAUCGCACUCAUAGAAUUUGUUUUCUGACUCCUUAACAUGCAAUUGUUUUGUGCAGAUAGUGACACGAAAGGCAAAACUCAUUUUGAUUCCACUUGUAAUAUCAUUCAUGGUUAGAUGUGCUCAUUUGCUCCCCA